UUGUUUCUCUCGCGAGAUCUGGCAACACUGGUGACGUCAUCAGACAGAGGAGGGAAACUAAAACAUGGCGGAGAGAGGCUGAAGUUAGCGUGAAGCGUCGGUAAAAACACACAGACCCUCGGCUCUACGCUUCACUAAGUCGGAUUUUUCGAUCGAGUUUUUUGCGUUAUUCGUUUUUUAUUCGUCUCAGACUGAAAUUUGAGUUCUACGUUGAGUUUCUUUCGUCGGUUUCAGCCUUAUUAGUCUGAGUUAGCCGUUAGCAUUAGCCGCGUUAGCUGCCUGACCAGCGGCUGCUUUUGUUUUUGUCUCAAAGACGAGACUUGUUGACUCAUUUAAAGACACUAUUUUCUUCAAGAUAGUGUUUUUCCUGAGCGGGAACUGAGUGCUUUAGAGAUACACUAGCUCGGGUGAGCUUUGUUUUGGUCCUGUCUGUUUAAUACAGUGAGUGAAGGGACAAACUGUGAGUCCUGGGCUUUGUUUUGUGAACAUUACAUCCAGGAAACAUGGAUUCAAAGCGGGCACAUUCACACAGUGAAGCUGAAAGUAGCCGAGGAGGAGGAGGAGGAGGAGGCAGCAGCGGUGACUCCAGCUGCGGCAGCCCGGCGUCCCCCUCCCGCAGCCCGGCUCCCUCCUCCCGCAGCCCGGCCCCCUCCUCCCGCAGCCCGGCUCCCUCCUCCCGCAGCCCGGCCCCCUCCUCCCGCAGCCCGGCCCCCUCCUCCCGCAGCCCGGCUCCCUCCUCCCGCAGCCCGGCCCCGGCGCUGCUCCCCGGGGGAAACGCGUUCGCCAACGACGGCAGCUUCAUGGAGAUGUUCAAGAAGAAGAUGGAGGAGCAGCAGAGGAAAAAAGAGACAUGUGGAGGAGCGAGUGCCACCGAGCAGGGACAGACACCAGUGGAAAAGAAGCCCCCUCCCGUGGCGAGCUUUUCUCCUUCAUUGGCAGUCCAUCUGAAGGGCUCCUAUAAUGGUUUCAGUCUUCUAUCCCCUAACCCAGGUGGGGAAGCGCAGAGGCGGUGUGUUCCUAAAGACCGGCAUGGUUGAGAAGAAGCUGAAAAACGACUCAGAAGCGGUUCCAGGCAAGAGCGAUGCUUGGUCAAAGUACAUGGCUGAGGUGAAAAAGUACAAAGCUCAUCAGUGUGGUGACGACGAUAAAACCCGGCCGCUGGUCAAGUAAGGUUUUCCAAAACGGGGGAAGCGACAAAAGUGUCUGAGGAGGAUACCGUUCUGGGAGACGCUCCGGGAGAGCUGGCCGCGAUCCGGAUCCUUCUCACACUGCCAGUCCACCUUCACGUCGACAAACUGCUUCGAUCAACUCUCAGUUUUUCCUUGUUUUUUUUGUAUUGUUUUGUGUUGCUGGUCAUUUGAUCUGGUGUCAAACGGUGUUUUCACAUUUUCAUUAUUGUUGCAUAUUUUCUAAUUUGUCAUGUCUGGGAUUAGGUCGGUGUUCUUUCAGAUAAUGAUUUGAUUUAAUGAGCCAGACGAAAGGUUUGAAUUAAAUCUACACUGCCCUUUCACGUG
Molecule: messenger RNA, 1514 nt
Organism: Labrus bergylta (ballan wrasse)
Lineage: Eukaryota; Metazoa; Chordata; Actinopteri; Labriformes; Labridae
Gene: trir
Product: telomerase RNA component interacting RNase
Molecular function (GO): 3'-5' exonuclease activity; 5'-3' exonuclease activity
Source: RefSeq, a predicted model, not a curated record